This is a messenger RNA of Syngnathus acus (greater pipefish), 1397 nucleotides long. It is a transcript of the gene gng3, whose product is annotated as guanine nucleotide binding protein (G protein), gamma 3. The transcript is spliced from 3 exons. Bases 225 to 452 code for a protein of 75 amino acids. Gene Ontology annotation, molecular function: G-protein beta-subunit binding. Gene Ontology annotation, cellular component: heterotrimeric G-protein complex. Lineage: Eukaryota; Metazoa; Chordata; Actinopteri; Syngnathiformes; Syngnathidae. Gene Ontology annotation, biological process: G protein-coupled receptor signaling pathway. The record is from RefSeq and is a predicted model, not a curated record.
ACUGCAGAGGGGUUGAGCCUCUAAAUUGGACUGUGGCAGGAUUGCAGUGAACUGGACUGUUGAGAGCAAGGGAGCAUCCAGGCUGUCGUCUGUGAGGGGUGGGGUCCGGCUACAUUGACACUUCCACCACACACACACACACACGAACACACUCACACUGAUAGAGAAGCACAAAACGGGAGACGAGGGGGGGAAAUUACGCCUGAAGAGGAAUAUCGUACGGAAUGAAAGGAGACACCCCAGUGAAUAGCACCAUGAGUGUGGGCCAAGCCAGGAAGCUGGUUGAGCAACUGAAGAUCGAGGCUAGUUUCUGCAGGAUAAAGGUGUCCAAAGCGGCCGCUGACCUGAUGGCGUACUGCGACGCCCACGCUUGCGACGACCCUCUGAUCACACCCGUGCCCACUUCGGAGAACCCUUUCAGGGAGAAGAAGUUCUUUUGCGCUCUGCUUUGAGCUCAAUCAGGGAUUGUUGAUAGCGUUCCGAGAAAAAGCAAAGUACAAAUGAAGAGUAUGUUCAGCGUGCAUGUGUGCAACCACUACACUUGCAGAUGGUGCCCGUGUACAGCCCAAUACGAAAGCAACGAGAUUGAUUAUGAGUCAGAGCCAUCAGCAAAAAUUGCCAGGUCAUAAGGAAAAUAAACAUAACAUAAAACACUAACAGGCAUCUAUAAAAAAAAAAAAUCAUUUUUAAAUAUGCCAAUCUCACAUUGGAUUAAUAAUAACUCAGAGGAUACAUUCGAGUGGAACCAUUAUGAAUGUUUAUUAUGAGAUGAUAGACCGACAUUACACUUUAAAUAAUGGCUGUAUUCUUUAAAGCCAUUGGUGAACUGGAAUCAUGUCCACCUAAGAUUUAGAUCAUACGUGUGUGUCUGUGUGCUGGUAUAGUGCAAAGGUAAACUAAAGUGUAUAUAGACACACCACUUCAUUAGCUAAACCCACACAAAUUGAACCAUACCCUUCAUUUAACAUUCUAAACCAUCAUAUGCCUGAAUUUUGUUAUCAAAGCCAAUGUUUCCCUUGGUUUCUGAUUUUGUUUAUUUAAUUUAUUAUUGGGAUCACGAAUAAGCCGUUUGGAAUAUUUUUUGUGUAGGUGUACCUAAUAAAAUGGAUCAUGAGGGUAAAUAUUUAUUCUACAAAAAGAAAAUAGUAUAGAAGUUACAAUAAAGGUGCUGCCUAUCAUCCCCAUCUUUCCCAAGAAAACAUCAACUGACUUUUUAGAGUUUUAUUUUGAAGGCAAGAAUCAUAAGUCUUGCCUUUUACUAUUUUCUGCCAUCAUGAUUUUUGGAAUCCUUGCUGGAUUAUUUUCAACAUUUUGUAUGACGUUGACAGGAUAAUUAGGCAGGAGAAUCAUCACCAAAGAACAUUAAGCACUGAAAUAAAACCUGUGAUGAAACGGCA